AUGGCAUCCGCUUCGGGUGCAUUUAGGGCAGCUACUAGUGAGGCCACGGGAGGUGGUCGCGGAGAGGCCCAAGGUUCAGGAAGAGGGAGGAACAGAGGCCGGGGUAAUCAGAACAAUGGCAGAGGAGGCCGUUCUCAAAGAGGCCGCGGCAAAGGAGCAGCAACAGCAACAGUGAGCGGACCGAGAGCACCACAACAAACCGAGCAGGCUCUCGCACCAUCUGCACAACCCGCGGCCGCCCCGAAUUCCAUAUCCCCCGCUGCCAGCGCUGCCGAUGCCGACGAUGAUGUCGAGGCCGAGGUCUGCUUUAUCUGCGCCAGUCCGGUCAUCCAUCAGUCCGUUGCUCCGUGCAACCAUAGAACUUGCCACAUCUGCGCAUUACGGAUGAGAGCUCUUUACAAGAACAAGGAAUGCGCCCACUGCCGAACGGCCGCUCCAUACGUCAUCUUCACGGACGAUGCCACCAAGCGAUUCGAAGACUAUUCUAACGGUGCUCCUGAUAUCACAACUACUGAUGACAAUAUUGGCAUUCGUUACAACAAGGAGGACAUUGUGGGCGACACCGUCUUGCUGCUGAGAUACAACUGCCCUGACACUGAGUGCGACUUUGCUGGGCUGAGUUGGCCAGACCUCCACCGCCAUGUGCGUAGCACUCAUCACAAGAAGAUGUGCGAUCUCUGCACUCGCAACAAGAAGGUUUUCACCCACGAACAUGAAUUGUUCGCUGAGAAAGAGCUUGAGAGACAUAUGCGCCAUGGCGACGAUCGACCUGGCGCCGUAGACCAGACAGGUUUCAAGGGUCACCCGUUGUGUGCGUUCUGUGGUCAGCGUUUCUACGAUGGAGACAAGCUUUACGAGCAUUGCCGGAAUAAGCAUGAGAGAUGUUUCCUCUGCGAUCGCGAAGACCCGAGGCAGCCUCACUAUUACAUUGACUAUAAUGCUCUCGAACAACAUUUCAAGAAGGACCACUAUCCUUGCAUGGAUCGUGAAUGUCAAGAGAAGAAGUUUGUCGUCUUUGCAUCCGAGAUGGAUCUGAAGGCACACCAGUUGAGUGAACAUGGCAGCUCACUAUCCAAGGAUGUACGUAGAGAUGCUAGGCUUGUCGAUAUGGCAGGCUUUGAUUUCCGCACAUCAUACCAUCAGGAGAGACGCGGGGGUGGAGGCAGGGGCGGUGCUCGCGGACAAGGCGAUAGCGAGAGGGAGCGAAGAGGACGUGGGCGUGAUCCCAAUGCUGAAGCAAUUCCAGCGAGCUCCGCCCAGCCCUUGAGGAGAGAUGAGCUGGCAUUCCAGAGGCAAAUGGCCAUCCACUCGUCUCAGUCCGUAUCAAACCGGACCUUUGGCGGUCAACUAUCACAGCAGUCUGCAGCAACAUCGACUCCGUCAAAUGCAGCUCCUGUAUCAAAUCGCAACCGCGGCACUGCCGCGUCCUCCAGCAACCCAGCUCCGGCUGCAGAGAUGGAAAGUCUUAGUUUGGUAGACCCCGACCUGACAACUGAGGAGCGUGCCCGCCUGAUGCGACAUGCCGCUGUCAUUGAGCGAGCGUCGAAUCUCCUUCAAAAUGACUCGUCAAAGAUUGCACGUUUUCGGACCCUCAUCUCCUCAUAUCAGAACAACAAAACAUCAGCAACGACCCUGGUCGAUUCAUUCUUCUCUCUGUUUGCAGAAACAUCCACCACGGCGCUGGGCACGCUCGUGCGAGAGGUCGCAGACUUGUUCGAGGAUAAAGCUAAAGCAGAAACAUUGCGAAAGGCGUGGAACGAUUGGCGCGCGAUCAAUGAGGACUACCCAACUUUGCCAGCCCUUUCCGGGAUGCAUGGUGCAACUACUUCAAGCAGUGGCUGGGCUGCAGCUGCGUCGACCUCGGCAACAUCUAGCACUGCUGCCCCGGCACAGCGACACACGACACGCGUUUUGAAGCUCAAGAGUUCGACACAGCAGUCCCAACGAUCAUCGCCACAGUCCACAUCAUGGGCGGCAGCAAGUGGGUCGACUCGGCCAUUGCCAGCAGCUGCGUCUUUUCCCGCCUUGCCGACAGCUCGCUCGGGUGCAGCUUCACGCACAACUACCUCAAGUCAGUGGACACCUGGGAACACGUCGCAGCCUGCGCGAACCGCAAGGCCAGCUGGCCGGGAUGAUAACUUUCCGGCCCUCCCAGCAGCGCCAAAGCCAACGACGACAAUUUUUGGCUAUGGCACAGGAGCAGUCAGAAGAGAUACUGGUGGGAGGAAUACUGGGUUCAGCUGGGGUGCAGGUCCUGCGAGCACACCACAAGAUAACCUCACUGGAAACGAAGAGGAGACAGACAGCGGAAAGGGUAAGAAGAAGGGAAAGCAAGGGCGGAAGCAAGUUUUGGUCCAAUGGGGAUAG
Pestalotiopsis fici W106-1 is the source of this 2367-nucleotide messenger RNA. RefSeq lists its product as uncharacterized. Gene Ontology annotation, molecular function: ribosome binding; ubiquitin protein ligase activity. Lineage: Eukaryota; Fungi; Ascomycota; Sordariomycetes; Amphisphaeriales; Sporocadaceae. The record is from RefSeq and is a predicted model, not a curated record. The transcript has a single exon. Gene Ontology annotation, biological process: rescue of stalled cytosolic ribosome; protein ubiquitination. Bases 1 to 2367 code for a protein of 788 amino acids.